Molecule: messenger RNA, 1561 nt
Organism: Sabethes cyaneus
Lineage: Eukaryota; Metazoa; Arthropoda; Insecta; Diptera; Culicidae
Gene: Ugalt
Product: UDP-N-acetylglucosamine transporter
Exons: 2
Coding region: 279-1337 (352 amino acids)
Biological process (GO): pyrimidine nucleotide-sugar transmembrane transport
Cellular component (GO): Golgi membrane
Molecular function (GO): UDP-galactose transmembrane transporter activity
Source: RefSeq, a predicted model, not a curated record
AUGCGAUUUUGUCAACGUAAUCAAUACAAAAAAUUUCUACACUCGAGCGGUACUCCUACUCCUACGCAAAGUGCGCUUUGUUUUCGUUUUUGCCUAAUAUUUUCUCAAUCAGAAACCGGAAGCACGGGCUAUUCCGGUGUCAAUGAAGCAGUUCGUCCGUUCGUCGAAGUGACUGCAAAUGGAACGUAACUUGUGUAAAGUUUAGUUUGGGAAGCACUCUCCAUUGUCUUUUUUACUCACAACGAGAUUGUAGGCCGCCGAUCGACCGCACAAACGUAAUGGCAUCCAAAACCACUAAUAGUAACCUGAAAUAUCUCAGCCUGGUUACGCUAACCCUGCAGAAUGCUAUCCUUGGGCUCAGUAUGCGCUAUUCGCGAACCCGUCCGGGCGACAUGUUCCUCGGCUCGACGGCUGUAGUGAUGGCCGAACUGGUUAAGCUGGGAACCAGCUUGGUGCUGCUGUUUUUAGAGGAAGGCAAAAACGUACGCCGCUUGCGGGCCACCCUGUACGGUACGAUAGUACAGCAACCGAUGGACACGUUGAAAAUUUGCGUUCCUUCGUUCCUGUACAUUGUGCAGAACAAUCUGCUGUAUGUGGCCGCGUCCAAUCUGGACGCUGCCACCUAUCAGGUGACGUACCAGUUGAAGAUUCUAACGACGGCACUGUUUGCCAUGAUAAUCCUGCGUAAAAGGCUCCUGCCGACGCAGUGGGCCGCCCUGGUGGCACUGGUUAUCGGUGUGGUUUGCGUUCAGCUGGCUCGGUCCGAGCCGGCUGGAACGGCAGCCACGCGACAGCAGGAAAUGCCGGGCGGUGAGCCGAACCAGUUCCGGCUGCUUGGAUUUGGAGCCGCCGUUGGCGCCUGCUUUUUGUCCGGUUUUGCAGGAAUUUUCUUCGAGAAAAUGCUGAAGGGAGCGGACAUUUCCAUCUGGACGCGAAACAUUCAGCUCAGUUUGUUUAGUUUGCCGUUUGGAUUGCUGACCUGCUACGUGUCCGACAGGGCGGCACUUUCUGCCAAUGGAUUUUUCUUUGGUUAUGAUGGUUUUAUUUGGUAUUUGAUUGCCCUGCAGGCUGGUGGGGGACUGAUUGUGGCCGUGGUCGUUAAGUAUGCCGAUAACAUCCUGAAGGGUUUCGCCACUUCAUUGGCUAUCAUAAUAUCGUGUGUGGCAUCGAUGUAUUUGUUCAACUUCCAGCUGACGCUGCAGUUUGCCGUCGGGACGGCUCUCGUUAUCGGGUCGGUGUUCCUGUACGGGUACGAUCCCACGCAGGCCAACAAGCACAAAAUCAUCAAACUACGUCCGGACCUUGACCAGGAGCGUCUGCUAGCGGAAAAGGUUUAGACUCUCCACAGAAAAGACAUUAGAUCGGCUGAAAAGUAUUUCAUUUUUUAUUUUAUUUAAGUUAGUUUAAAGUUAAACGAUUUUAGUAGUUAGGGUUAACUUUUCGAAUGCAAUCUAGAACAAAUUAUAUAUUUUCGGGACUUAAGCUAACAUCGCGUUUAUUCAAUAAAUCGCCAAGGAAAUUUAUUUUACUUUACUUACCAUAUGAGUGAUUAUUUUAACGU